Mobula hypostoma (lesser devil ray) is the source of this 1552-nucleotide messenger RNA. It is a transcript of the gene msx3, whose product is annotated as muscle segment homeobox 3. The record is from RefSeq and is a predicted model, not a curated record. Gene Ontology annotation, biological process: embryonic morphogenesis; regulation of transcription by RNA polymerase II. The transcript has 2 exons. Gene Ontology annotation, molecular function: RNA polymerase II transcription regulatory region sequence-specific DNA binding; DNA-binding transcription factor activity, RNA polymerase II-specific. Bases 94 to 912 code for a protein of 272 amino acids. NCBI's taxonomy places the organism in Eukaryota, Metazoa, Chordata, Chondrichthyes, Myliobatiformes, Myliobatidae. Gene Ontology annotation, cellular component: nucleus.
UUCCCAUCAGGAGGUUGCGAUCUGGGUGACGGGGCGCUCCCAUGUCAGCGGGGCCGGACUGAGGGCAGGGUCGCGCUCGCUUUCCGGAGGUGUAUGGCCCCAUCCUUCCGCGGGAUGAAUUCUCCGCCGGGACCUCUGACCCAGGAUACGGACGAGCGGGAGAAAAGCUGGGAAACGCCAGAGAAGGGGCGAGACUGUGGCGACGGGGUUCCUGGCGACUCGAAAGGAUGUACAAUGGCCAGCCUCUCGUUCAGCGUCGAGUCCCUGAUAUCGGAUCGGAGGUUCCCCAGGACUCAAGUCGUUCUCCCCGAGGUGCCCGUCCCGCCUGUCGGCCUCAAGGAGCAGCCGUGCUCCCGGACUGAGUAUCCUGGUAGGAGCUGCUCGGCGGAGGAACUCCAAAACUUGUCGGAGAAUUCCUGCUCUCUCGACUCGGAAAGUACGAACGAGAAGGACGUGUCGGCGUGGGUUCCGAACGCCGGCUACUCUCCUCCGGCAAGAGAGCCUAGCCCGGCCCCGUGCGCCCUGCGAAAACACAAAAACAACAGAAAGCCGCGGACCCCGUUCACCACCUCUCAGCUGUUAGCGCUGGAACGCAAGUUCCGUCAAAAACAGUACUUGUCCAUCGCCGAGAGGGCCGAGUUCUCCAGCUCCCUCAACCUGACCGAGACCCAGGUGAAAAUCUGGUUCCAGAACCGCAGGGCGAAAGCGAAGCGGCUUCAAGAGGCCGAGUUGGAGAAACUGAAACUAUCGGCCAAACCGCUUCUCCCCUCUUUCGGGAUCCCAUUCCCGCUGGGCCCCCACCUCACGGCCCCUUCGCUGUACGGACCGUCGAACGCCUUCCAGCGCCCGGGACUGCCCAUCCCCGGCAUCUUCAGCGCCCCGGUCACGUACGGAAUGUAUUACUUAUCGUGAAGUCUGUCGGACACGGACGCGGGACUCCGGGGACCCUCCCCACUCACCGGCCCCUCCAUCUCGUGGAGGCCCCGCUUGGACCGAUCAAACAGCCCGGACUGUUCCGGCGCUAGUUAGUCAACUCUCUUCGCUACAGUUACAUCCGAUUCAAUUCGUGUUAAUUCGUAUUAGAGACGAGAGUUGUUCUAAAGUCUGCCGUUACAUUCAUUAAAUAAAUUUUCCACGGACGGAAAAGCCUCCGAAUGCAGCUGCAGUCUGCCCUGGUAACGGUGGAGAUGAGUCCGGUGCUCGGUGCAGCGGAGAAUUUCCAUCUCCCGGCCUCCCGGGUGGUCGCCGUGCACCGAAUCCCGAGUGCCGGGCGCUUGGAAUUUUGGAGGAGCGGACUUGGUUCAGCCAUACACCCGCGCUGUGACUGGGCCGGGCAGGGGAGACGGCCGAACCUUUCCCCACGUUUGCUUUCGAACUAAACAUGUUGCUUGUCCGAACGAGGCGGACGGAGAAUUAAACCCAGGCGCCAACCACUUGUAAAUGACUGGACCCUCUGGCACUUGUUUACUGAUAUUUAAAUAUAUAUUUUAAUUUCAUUUAAAUACGUUCAAAUUGUUUACAUUUUCUUAGUGUACAGAUUUCUGUGUACAGG